Molecule: messenger RNA, 1371 nt
Organism: Cydia splendana
Lineage: Eukaryota; Metazoa; Arthropoda; Insecta; Lepidoptera; Tortricidae
Exons: 2
Coding region: 202-1188 (328 amino acids)
Source: RefSeq, a predicted model, not a curated record
UGGUGUUUGCAGUAUUGGCCGCGCUUGCAUUCAGCGCAUCCCAUUAUGGACAUUUUCAAGAAAACCGCGCCGCAGUCAGAGCAAAAAGGCAGGUUUGGGGCUCCACAACUGAGACCGCUGGAUCGUCUAAUGACUACAUAAACUAUCCAGAAAAACAAAAUCAAAAUCAACAAUUACAAUAUUUUAAGCAAGAUCAACCAAAUGUAUCAUACAUUUAUUAUACACGGCAAAAUAAUAAUGAUUACUACAAGCCCCCUCCACCACCUGGGGGUGGUGGGCCACCACGUCAUUGGGAAGAAUAUUACUAUCCCUACAACAGACCUCCUCCACCGCCGCCGCCACACGAUGAAAGGCAACCCCGACAUCCUGAUGAGUUCGGUCCACCUCACCAUAGACCUCCGCCUCCACCUCAUCAUGGUCCUCCACCUCCGCCACACCAUGGACCUCCUCCUCCACCGCCGCCUCCACACGAUGAAAGCCAACCCCGACAUCCUGAUGAGUUCGGUCCACCUCACCAUAGACCUCCUCCACCUCAUCAUGGUCCUCCACCUCCGCCACACCAUGGACCUCCUCCUCCACCGCCGCCUUCACCCGAUGAAAGGCAACCCCGAUAUCCUGAUGAGUUCGGUCCACCUCACCAUAGAGGUGGAGGCGGACCUCACCAUCGUCCACCGCCUCCACCGCACCAUGGUCCACCACCACCGCACCAUUGGCCUCCACCUCACCAUGGUCCACCGCCCCCACCGCACCAUGGACCACCACCCCCACCGCACCAUGGACCACCGCCUCGAUGGCACGAUUGGCCUCCGCCUCCAUCACACCAUGGACCUCCAUCUGAUGACCGGUCUCCACCUCCUCGGUCUUAUAACAAUAAUAACUCUGAAUAUGGCAACGAAGCCUAUCGACAACCUCAUGGUCAUAGUCCACCUGACACUUAUGACCCUGCACCCCAAAAUCGUGGGCCUCCACAGAAUGGCCAAGGACCACCUAGUGCAAACGGGCAACCCAGUGAAUAUGGGCCACACGGUAAUAACGGGGUGCAACCUGGUAUUACACCAAGUAUUUCAUCCGCCCAGAAUACUGAAUAUGAACAGAUUCUUCAAAACCUUAAACUUAUUUUCAAGGAAGGGUUUUAUAAUACUGCACCGAAUGAUCAGACUCAAAAUGACUCAUCAGAUGUCAAAAUGACCGAAGUAUUAAGGACAGAGAAGCCUAUACGCAAAGGAGGGCAGCCUCUUAGUAAUAUCGAUGCAAAUACAAGCGAUUCAGCAACUAUCACUCCAUCGCCUCAAAAUUUAAAUUAUUUCCAAGUAGUACCUGUGACACCAGAAUGUUAGUUCGGUUGUAUUUUUUAGAUAGUAUUCGUAUUAU